UAGCCGGCCGACGGACGGACGGCAGCGGACCAGACCGACACUGCGCCGCCGGCGUCACCAUGGGACCUCCCCGGCGCCCGCUGCUGCUGCUGCUGCCGGCGCUGCUGCUGGUGCAGCUGCAGCUGCUGACGCCCGCUGCCGCCACCACACCGCCCCAUGACUACUUUCGACUCCGGCGAGCCUGCUUCGUCCGCGGCUCCGUCCGAAAGUGCAGGGUUAUCCUCGCCGACUGCCUGCUGAAGAAAUGCAGCAGAGGCGAAAUGUGCGCUCUCAGCCCAGCAAACGAAGUCGUAUGCCUGCCUAAAAAUAGCUGGGAUGUUAAAAAUUGUGGUUCUGAGUCCCAGCGAAAGUCACAGCCUUGUCCAUCGGGCACAACCAUCGUGGGCUUCGGCAGAGGCUGCAACUACUGCAUCAAAGGUUCGGUGGCGCCUGCCACCAACAGAGCGUGUGUGGUUCGACGCAGCGGCGGCGGCGUCCGGAGGGAAUGCAUCGACAUCUCAGCCCGGUGCCGACAGCGAGGAUGUCCCGGGGACACCGUGUGUGGCCUGGACCUCAACGAACGCAUCACCUGCUUUCCGCGAUCAGUAAAAGACUUCCAAAACUGUCGCUCAGAAUCUUUCAGACUUCAGCAACCCUGCCCUGCAGAUGCAGGAAUCCGAGGCUUUGGAAUGGGAUGCACCUUCUGUAGAGGCGGCAAUCCAUUUGCUCCUCCCAAGAGGGCCUGCGUGGUACUCUAUAGGCACGGUGGUACCGAUAAAAAGGAGUGCGUUGACAUAUCAGAGAGGUGUAAGAGGCGCGGCUGUCCUAGCUCCACAGUGUGUGGCCUAGACCUGCAGGAGAAGAUCACCUGCUUCCCGCAAUCAGUGAGGGCGAUCCAGAACUGUCAGUCGGAAGCUUUCCGGCUCCAGCAGCCCUGUCCUGCGGAUACCACGAUACGAGGAUUCGGAAUGGGAUGCACGUUCUGCGACAGCUUCAAUCCAUUUGUAGUACCCUCGCCGUCUCCGGCUCCGAUUGUUACACGGGCAUGCGUGGUACGUCGCCUAGAAGGUGGUGCCAUUAAACGAGAGUGUGUUGACAUCUCAGCUCGCUGCAAACGAAGAGCGUGUCCUGGUGAUACCGUUUGCGGCCUUGAUCUCAACGAGAACAUCGUCUGCUUCCCACGAUCAGUUAAAGACUAUGAGAAUUGUCGUUCAGAAUCCUUCCGACUUCAGCAGCCCUGUCCUGCAGAUGCAGGAAUCCGAGGCUUUGGAAUGGGUUGCACCUUUUGUGUAGGCGGAAAUCCAUUUGUGGUACCAAAUCCAUCCCCGAGGCCAACUAUCCCUUCUGCUACUGAAAGAGCCUGUGUGGUGCGUCGUCUACAAAAUGGCAUCUUCAAGCGAGAGUGUAUUGAUAUAUCAGACAAGUGCAAACAGCGAGCUUGCCCGGGAGACACUGUGUGUGGUCUCGACCUACGGGAGAACAUUGUCUGUUUCCCUCGGACGGUGAAGGACUUUGAGAAUUGUCGUUCAGAAUCCUUCAGACUUCAGCAACCCUGCCCUGCAGAUGCAGGAAUCCGAGGCUUUGGAAUGGGAUGCACUUUCUGCAUCGGCGGCAAUCCAUUUGCUCCUUCUCCCAAGAGGGCCUGCGUGGUACUCUAUCGGCAUGGUGGUACCGAUAAAAAGGAAUGCAUUGACAUCUCGGAAAGAUGCAAAAGGCGCGGCUGUCCUAGCUCCACAGUGUGUGGCCUAGACCUGCAGGAGAAGAUCACCUGCUUCCCACAAUCAGUGAGGGCGAUCCAGAACUGUCAGUCGGAAGCCUUCCGACUCCAGCAGCCCUGUCCUGCGGAUACCACGAUACGAGGAUUCGGAAUGGGAUGCACGUUCUGCGACAGCUUCAAUCCAUUUGUAGUACCCUCGCCGUCUCCGGCUCCGAUUGUUACAAGGGCAUGCGUGGUACGUCGCCUAGGAAAAGGUGUCGUUAAACGAGAGUGUGUUGACAUCUCAGCUCGCUGCAAACGAAAAGCGUGUCCUGGUGAUACCGUUUGCGGCCUUGAUCUCAACGAGAACAUCGUCUGCUUCCCACGAUCAGUUAAAGACUUUGAGAAUUGUCGUUCAGAAUCCUUCCGACUUCAGCAGCCCUGCCCUGCAGAUGCAGGAAUCCGAGGCUUUGGAAUGGGUUGCACCUUUUGUGUAGGCGGAAAUCCAUUUGUGGUACCAAAUCCAUCCCCGAGGCCAACUAUCCCUUCGGCUACUGAAAGAGCCUGUGUGGUGCGUCGUCUACAAGAUGGCAUCUUCAAGCGAGAGUGUAUUGAUAUAUCAGACCAGUGCAAACAGCGAGCUUGCCCGGGUGACACUGUGUGUGGUCUCGACCUACGGCAGAACAUUGUUUGUUUCCCUCGGACGGUGAAGGACUUUGAGAAUUGCCGUUCAGAAUCCUUCCGACUUCAGCAGCCCUGCCCUGCAGAUGCAGGAAUCCGAGGCUUUGGAAUGGGAUGCACUUUCUGCAUCGGCGGCAAUCCAUUUGCUCCUCCUCCCAAGAGGGCCUGCGUGGUACUCUAUCGGCAUGGUGGUACCGAUAAAAAGGAAUGCGUUGACAUCUCGGAAAGAUGCAAAAGGCGCGGCUGUCCUAGCUCCACAGUGUGUGGCCUUGACCUGCAGGAGAAGAUCACCUGCUUCCCGCAAUCUUUGAGGGUGAUCCAGAACUGUCAGUCGGAAGCUUUCCGACUCCAGCAGCCCUGUCCUGCAGAUACCACGAUACGAGGAUUCGGAAUGGGUUGCACGUUCUGCGACAGCUUCAAUCCGUUUGUAGUACCUUCCCCGUCGCCGAAGCCAACGCUACCUCCUUCCUCCGAGAGAGCCUGCGUGUCACGCCGUCUACAAGAUGGCACAUACAAACAGGAAUGCAUUGAUAUUUCACUGCAGUGUCAUAGACGCGGAUGUCCUAGGUUCAGCGUGUGUGGCCUGGACCUCGAGGAAAACAUCACCUGCUUCCCGCAGUCGGUGAGGAAGUUCGAGAAUUGUCGUUCAGAAUCGUUCAGAUUAAAGUGGCCGUGCCCGGCUGAUUCCGGGAUCCGGGGCUUCGGGAUGGGCUGCACGUUCUGCGUUCCUUGAUCCAUUUGUGUGUUCAGUGUUCCUCUUGUAAGUAACUAAAGAUGUCGUUAUGUUUUCGGGUAUGCACGCAUUUUGCAAGCCGCAUGUAAAACCUGGAAAAGCGAUUUACCUGUCCAAACCUGAAGGUAAAGGAUUUAACUAAAAAAACGGCUGAUCAUGGCGGAUCCUCGCUAUUCGGGUUGUUACUGCAAUGUCAAUAUUGAACAAAUAAAGUGAUGACUGUUAUAACUAUGAGGUUGAGACGCUGCCAAAUAUAUGACGCUGCCAAAUAUUCAUAUUAUCUAUGAUGA
Messenger RNA from Amphibalanus amphitrite, 3379 nucleotides. RefSeq lists its product as uncharacterized. The transcript has 3 exons. Lineage: Eukaryota; Metazoa; Arthropoda; Thecostraca; Balanomorpha; Balanidae. The coding region runs from base 60 to 3089 and encodes 1009 amino acids. The record is from RefSeq and is a predicted model, not a curated record.